AUGCGCGCACUCUUCAGACUCGACGGGCGAGGCUUGAAUCCAGUCAGGCAGUUGCAAGUCAUGAGGCGUAACACUGGAACUCAUGGACUCAUGGAGAAUGGUCCUCCAAAUGAUGUUGUUCCUUGCGACAAUCAUGCACCAUUGGGCACGGUAUGUUCUGAGGAGGAAAAACCUGCUUGUGAUGAAGAAGAUGACCCCUUGGCCGCCGUAGCCGCCUCACCCUUUGGUAAGGCUGACAAGGUUGAAGUUGAAGCUCGAGCUGUUUGUGAUCCCUCCGUAGCCGCCUCACCCUCUGAUAAGGUUGAAGCUCCAGCUCCAGUUGCUUGUGGUCCCAGAGAUGAACCCUUCGCUGCUGUAGCUGCCUCGCUACUUGACGAGGUUGCAGCUCCAGCUCCAGUUGCUUGUGGUCCCAGAGAUGAACCCUUCGCUGCUGUAGCCGCUUUACUACCUGAUAAGGUUGAAGCUCCUGCUCCAGCUGCUUGUGAUCCCCGAGAUGACAGCUUCGUUUCUCAGAAGGCGGUGCAAAGGGCCACUGACUCCGCUGAUGACCAAGCGAUGGACGUCGAGAUGCCUGAGUGGGUAUCCGUCGUCAUGGACAUUUUGGGGCCUCAUUUGCGUGACAGUCACUGGGGUGAUGGCGCAAUCACAUACGGAAGUGAUUGCUCUGGAAUCGAUUCACCGCGAUGGGCACUAUCUCAAUUGGUGGAGGCAUUGCAGGUGCGUCACAGAAAGAAGCUGAAACUUGUCUAUGAGUUCGCCAGCGAAGCCCCCGGUAAGGAAGGCCUGUGGCAAAAGAGGCUGCUGCUUCUCAACGAUCCUCCGCCAAGAAUUCUGUAUGAUGACAUGCUUGCACGAGGUGAGGAAGAAGGGCCGGACUUUGUGAAUGGCGGCCAUUGCGAAGUCCCUCGUGUACAGUGGUACACAGGGGGGUUCGAAUGUCAGGACUUAUCGAACCUGAACGUGUCCCGCAAGAGCUUGAGUUUGAACAUCACUGAGGAGUCUGGCAUGUCCAGCCGGACCUUGUCUCAGAGUUUGAAGUAUAUCAAGUCAAAGCGGCCGGCUUUCGUCGUCCUAGAGAAUGUGAGCAAGAAAAAGACAGGGGAGAUUGUAUGCGCUGAACUGACGCAGAUGGGGUACAUCUGCUGCUGUCUAUUUGCCAACUCGAGUUCAUAUGGCGUACCGCAAAGCAGAAGCAGGCUUUAUGUGGCUGCAGUUUGUGCCGACCAGGUUCAUGUUGAACACGGGCCUCUGCAGUGGAUACAGUGGUUGCAGGAGAUUUCCACAAGGGCAGUAGCGCCACCUUUUUCCAGCUACAUGCUCCCAAAUGAUGAUGGUCUUGUGCAGAACUUUCUGGCUGACCGACAGAAGCAUCCCAAAACACAACAAGAGAUUAUUGAAUCACUGGAAAAGGGGGCAUCGUGGCCAAAGUGCUUUGAAAAGCACCAGGAAGCCAGGUCAUGCAUUCAAACGAUGCUUGGAAAGAAGGUUCCUUCGUGCAGGCAGCUCUUCAAGAAGUACGCAAAUGAGUGGAGCAAGACCCUUCCUGCAAGGGAGCAGGAUGUGUUGUACUUGCACCUGUUUGUGUUAGAACAACAUCGAGGACGCCCCGAUUUCCCAGUUAUCUGGGAUCUCACGCACAAUGUGACCUUUGCUGCGUGGAAGGAAGAGCAAUAUGAGGAGAAACUGCCUUGUCUACUCAGGAAACAUCGAUACUACCAUUGUGGCCAGCAGCGAUUGAUUUUGGGAUGUGAACUACUAAGAGGCCAAGGCUUCCCCAAGUCGAUCAAAACUUCUGGCCGUGUGGUGGCUGCGCGUGAUCCAGACUUCUCCGACCCUGAUCACAACACUGUGUGUGAUGUGCCAGAUGCUCAGCUCAAUUCCAUAGCAGGAAAUACGAUUUCCGUCCCCGUUGUUGGCAGCAUCAUGGCUUGUAUGAUGGCCGGCUGUCAGUUGGUGACGGCGCCUACUGAUGCUGCAAAUAAGGCGGCAGUGGCAAACGCCAUGUGGCCAAUUCGCUUUCCAAAUGCCCAAUCGUCAACAGACGGAGUUUGGGUGGGCAGCCAAAGAAUUGCAGCUCAUGCUGGGCGUUUCGAUUGUAUUCAUAUGGCGGCAAAGCCAGAAGCAUCCAGUGCAUCGAAGCGGCGAUUAGAAGCAUCCUCACAUGAUGCCGAUGUUUCAAAGCAAAAAACAUUGAAGCAGUGUGGAUGGUGA
Cladocopium goreaui is the source of this 2211-nucleotide messenger RNA. The record is from the annotation of a GenBank genome assembly. Lineage: Eukaryota; Dinophyceae; Suessiales; Symbiodiniaceae.